Molecule: messenger RNA, 1683 nt
Organism: Carica papaya (papaya)
Lineage: Eukaryota; Viridiplantae; Streptophyta; Magnoliopsida; Brassicales; Caricaceae
Product: ribulose bisphosphate carboxylase/oxygenase activase, chloroplastic
Cellular component (GO): chloroplast stroma; thylakoid
Molecular function (GO): ATP hydrolysis activity; ribulose-1,5-bisphosphate carboxylase/oxygenase activator activity; ATP binding
Source: RefSeq, a predicted model, not a curated record
CCACUCUCCACGCUCAAAUUCUUUCGCUGGCCUCGCUCAGCACCCAUCCUCCACUGCUCUCCAGACACCACCCUCGCUUUCCUCUGCUGCUUAAGCCGCCAAAGAACUGUUCGGCCAUGGCCGCCACAGUUUCAACCAUUGGUCCUGUCAACAGAACACCGUUGAGCUUGAACAGUUCUGGUUCAGGGGGAUCAGUCCCGGCCUCAGCCUUCUUUGGGAGCAGCUUGAAGAAGGUGAACUCCAGAGUAACAUACCCUAGACUUACAUCUGGAAGCUUCAAGAUUGUUGCUUCUGAGCCUGAAACUGAUGAGGAGAAGCAGACAGACAAAGACAGAUGGAAGGGUCUGGCAUAUGAUAUCUCUGAUGACCAACAGGACAUCACCAGAGGAAAGGGAAUGGUUGAUUCUCUCUUCCAAGCGCCCAUGUAUUCUGGUACCCACUACGCAGUCAUGAGCUCAUACGAGUACCUCAGUCAAGGACUUCGCCAGUACGAUUUCGAUAACACCAAGGAUGGGUACUACAUAGCUCCUGCUUUCAUGGACAAGCUUGUGGUUCAUAUCACCAAGAACUUCAUGUCACUCCCUAACAUCAAGGUUCCUCUUAUUUUGGGUAUCUGGGGAGGCAAAGGUCAGGGUAAAUCUUUCCAGUGUGAACUUGUCUUUGCCAAGAUGGGAAUCAACCCCAUCAUGAUGAGCGCUGGAGAAUUGGAAAGUGGAAAUGCAGGAGAGCCAGCAAAAUUGAUCAGACAAAGGUACCGCGAGGCAGCUGACAUCAUCGCCAAGGGCAAAAUGUGCUGCCUCUUCAUCAAUGAUCUUGAUGCAGGUGCUGGUAGGCUUGGUGGUACUACUCAAUACACUGUCAACAACCAGAUGGUCAAUGCAACACUCAUGAACAUUGCUGAUAACCCAACAAAUGUUCAGCUUCCGGGUAUGUACAACAAGCAGGAAAAUGCCCGGGUUCCCAUUAUAGUCACUGGUAACGAUUUCUCAACACUGUAUGCUCCUCUCAUUCGUGAUGGGCGUAUGGAGAAAUUCUACUGGGCUCCCACUCGUGAAGACCGGAUUGGUGUUUGCACUGGUAUAUUCAGGAGUGACAAUGUCCCAACAGAAGACAUUGUCAAGCUCGUUGACACCUUCCCUGGCCAGUCUAUCGACUUCUUUGGUGCACUAAGGGCUCGAGUUUACGAUGAUGAGGUGAGGAAGUGGAUAUCUGGUGUUGGAGUUGAGGGCAUUGGCAAGAGGCUUGUCAACUCGAAGGAGGGUCCCCCAACCUUCGAGCAGCCAAAGAUGACUAUUGAAAAGCUCCUUGAAUAUGGAAACAUGCUUGUCCAGGAGCAAGAGAAUGUGAAGAGAGUUCAAUUGGCUGACAAGUACUUGAAUGAGGCAGCUCUUGGAGAUGCAAACGCAGAUGCUAUGAGGACCGGAAACUUCUAUGGCAACGCAGCUCAGCAAGUUAACAUACCUGUUCCUGAAGGUUGCACCGAUCCACUUGCCGCAAACUUUGACCCAACAGCAAGAAGUGACAAUGGAAGUUGCCAGUAUUCUUGAACCUAAGUCAUUUUCAGCCUUUUAUGUACUUGGCUUGUAAGUGAAUUCUAAGACUAGAAAGAAAUCAUGAUGUUGCUGCCUUUCUAUUAAUAAGAUUGCUCUUAAAUUUUGUUGUAAUAUAAAUUUUUUAUCUGCU